Molecule: messenger RNA, 2050 nt
Organism: Heterocephalus glaber (naked mole-rat)
Lineage: Eukaryota; Metazoa; Chordata; Mammalia; Rodentia; Bathyergidae
Gene: Gabrr2
Product: gamma-aminobutyric acid type A receptor subunit rho2
Biological process (GO): monoatomic ion transmembrane transport
Cellular component (GO): membrane
Molecular function (GO): GABA-A receptor activity; extracellular ligand-gated monoatomic ion channel activity
Source: RefSeq, a predicted model, not a curated record
GGCCCUCCGAGCAGCAUCCACUGGAGGCCAAAGACUGAAUUAAUGGUCAAGCCACGGGGGAUUUGCCCCACAGGAGGUUACUGGAAAGCAGCCCGUUGUUGCAUCAUAGACAUCCACAAAAUGCCUUAUUUUACAAGAAUCAUUCUGUUCUUGUUUUGCCUGAUGGUUCUUGCAGAGAGCCGAAAACCCAGGAGGAAGAGAUGGACAGGGCACCUGGAAAUAUCCAAGCCAAGUCACUCAUAUAAAAAGAACCUUGAUGUGACCAGAAUCCGAACAGGAAAACCUCAGCCACUUCUCCGAGUGGAUGACCAUGACUUCACCAUGAGACCAGCCUUUGGAGGCCCUGCCAUCCCGGUGGGUGUGGACGUGCAGGUGGAGAGUCUGGACAGCAUCUCUGAGGUGGACAUGGACUUCACCAUGACUUUAUAUCUGAGACACUACUGGAAGGAUGAAAGGCUGGCCUUCUCCAGCACCAGCAACAAGAGUAUGACCUUCGAUGGCCGGCUGGUGAAGAAGAUCUGGGUCCCUGAUGUCUUCUUUGUUCACUCCAAAAGGUCAUUCAUCCACGAUACCACCACUGACAACAUCAUGCUGAGGUUGUUCCCAGAUGGCCAUGUGCUGUACAGCAUGAGGAUUACUGUCACUGCCAUGUGCAACAUGGACUUCAGCCACUUUCCCCUGGACUCCCAGACCUGCUCACUGGAACUGGAGAGCUAUGCAUAUACAGAUGAAGACCUGAUGUUGUAUUGGAAGAAUGGGGAUGAAUCCCUGAAAACAGAUGAAAAGAUCUCCUUAUCUCAGUUUUUGAUUCAGAAAUUUCACACAACUUCCAGACUGGCCUUCUACAGCAGUACUGGCUGGUACAACCGUCUGUACAUCAACUUCACACUGCAUCGCCACAUCUUCUUCUUCUUGCUGCAAACCUAUUUCCCUGCUACCUUGAUGGUCAUGCUGUCCUGGGUGUCCUUCUGGAUUGACCACAAAGCUGUGCCUGCCAGAGUCUCAUUGGGCAUCACAACAGUGCUGACCAUGUCCACCAUCAUCACAGGCGUGAACGCCUCCAUGCCCCGCGUGUCCUACAUCAAGGCUGUGGACAUCUACCUCUGGGUCAGCUUCGUGUUCGUGUUCCUCUCCGUGCUGGAGUACGCAGCUGUCAACUACCUGACUACUGUGCAGGAGUGGAAGGAAAGGAAGCUUCGGGAGAAGUUUCCAUGCAUGUGUGGAAUGCCUCAUUCGAGAACCAUGAUGCUGGAUGGAAGCAACAGUGAGUCUGAAGCCAACAGCCUGGCUAGGUACCCACGAAGUCACAUUUUGACAGAAGAAGAAAGGCAAGACAAAAUAGUGGUCCACCUGGCCUUGAGCAGUGAAUCCAGCUCCUCCAGGAAGAAGGGACUUCUCAAGGGCCAGAUGGGGCUUCACCUCUUCCAGAACACCCAUGCCAUCGACAAAUACUCCAGGUUGAUAUUCCCUGCCUCCUACAUAUUUUUCAACUUAAUAUAUUGGUCAGUUUUUUCCUAGGGGAUCCAAGGUUGUAAGAAAAAGGCAUGAACAUCUGUUGGUGAACACAGGGACCUGUUGGCCAUGCUCCACACACCAGACAGAGCAGUAGCUCUUGGACCACCAUGAACAGCACCUCUCUCUCAGAGGAACCAAGGGGCCCUCUUACUGUCCUCACCCUAUCUUCAUGGGUUUUCCCCUUGUUUAUGCUGUGUUCUGUGUCAUGCUUUACAUCUCUGAACAGAAUAGUCUUCUGUUUUGGCAUGUGAACUUGUUCACAAGAACUCCCUUCCUAUUAAAAAAGAGACUCAAAUGCCUCCCAGAUGUUCUGAGACACCCAUGAAGCCUAGACUUCAGUUGUGGAGGGGAAGGAAAAAUGAAGGGCAAGCUUAGGGGAAUUCUGGGUAGGAUACAGGAAAUCAGGAACAACAAAAAAAAAUAUGUGAUCUCAUAUAACUGGAUUAAGUGCCUACCUACGAAAGAAAAAACUUAGACUCUAGACAGGAAAUAGUAUGACCUAUGUGAAGCUGGCAACCCACAUGCUUGUAUAAUA